CGCGCUGGAAAGCGUACGCACGCGCCGCGCUCACUCGACGUCACGUCGCGUCCGAUAGAGGAAGAGGGCGCGCACCCAAACGAUGCAUGAGUUGCCGCGCGUCCCUGCGCGUUUCGUCGCGGCGAAGCAGUGUUGCUAGAUUGCCAUGUUCAAGACAGCCUAGCCUUCGCUUAACGGCCUUGUUAAGCAAUGUAUUAAAGAUGGCAAUAAAACACACUAAGUUCUGACUUAACAUGUAUCUAUAUAUUUUAAAAAGGUAUUUCAGGACUUCUAAUGGUUCAGUCAGCUUAACUAAUACGAGUAUUGUGAACCUGGCUGAACCUGCAGCAGUAUCGGCGGUAUCGGCAUAGCAUCACUGGUGUGCUACGCAUGCGGCGUCAGGUGUCGAACAGCGCUGCAAGCUUUCGUCCUCUGGUCCUUGUGCUUCAUUGAAUGUUAAAUAAUGAGACCACUGUCCAGGAGGAAGAAAGUUUUGCUUACCAUGAAAAUGAUGAUGUUGCUGCCAAUGUUGAAGAGAAGGCGACGUCAGUACCAGCGGCAACCGCGACGAUGGUGGGUGCGGCCCGUGUUUGCAGCACGCAAGCAAGAAGGACUUUACUAUACAGCAAUGCGCCGUAUGCGUGAAGGCGACCACGGCUUCUUCUUCAAGUUUUACCGUAUGACGCCUCAGAUGUUUGACACAUUGUUGGCAUUUGUUGUAACGGACCUCACUUCUCAGAACUUCAUAAGGGAACCCUUGGAGCCUGCUGAACGGCUGGCAAUAGCAUUGAGGUACCUGGCAUCAGGCCAAGAUAUCUGUCAGGUUGCGCUUGCAUAUCGCGUUGGCAUUGAAACUGCACGAAUGUGCAUACAUGUCACAUGUCGAUCCCUCUGGGCACGACUGAAGGAUCACUAUAUGAAGGCACCCAGCAGAGCUGAGUGGGAGGAGAUAGCCCAAGGCUUUUCCAUGCGCUGGCAGUUCCCCAACUGCCUAGGUGCCGUGGACGGCUAACAUGUCGCCAUUGUUUG
Molecule: messenger RNA, 1008 nt
Organism: Dermacentor silvarum
Lineage: Eukaryota; Metazoa; Arthropoda; Arachnida; Ixodida; Ixodidae
Exons: 4
Coding region: 443-991 (182 amino acids)
Source: RefSeq, a predicted model, not a curated record